Tricharina praecox is the source of this 2787-nucleotide messenger RNA. RefSeq names its product sterol-sensing domain of SREBP cleavage-activation-domain-containing protein. Gene Ontology annotation, cellular component: Golgi membrane; endoplasmic reticulum membrane. The coding region runs from base 1 to 2787 and encodes 928 amino acids. Gene Ontology annotation, biological process: SREBP signaling pathway. Lineage: Eukaryota; Fungi; Ascomycota; Pezizomycetes; Pezizales; Pyronemataceae. The transcript has 7 exons. Gene Ontology annotation, molecular function: protein binding; sterol binding. The record is from RefSeq and is a predicted model, not a curated record.
AUGGAAUUGCCGCUGCGAUCGUCGGCUCAGAUCACGCUCCGAUGGGCCUCCGUCUUCGCCGGGAAACACUUUUCGCACCAGAAGCUUAUUGCCGCCGAUGCUUUGGUGAUCAGCAUGUUCUAUCACCUCAACUCGACCGCCGGAGAAGAGUGGGACCGGCGAGCCGCAAAACUUAUCCGCGAAGUAAAAGAUCAUGGAAGAUACCGGGUUUACGGACAGGAUUUCCAGAGCACGUUCCGUAUACUUGGCCGUGUCUUUGCGCCGGUUGAGGCUGUGAAGUCUCGAAUCGGUCUGGUCAUCACAGCUCUCACUCAGGUAUGGCUGGUCCUGCGGAUCCCCCCCAAUAUUCCAGUCUCUGACGGGAGCGCUUCAGAUUUGCACAUCGAUCAUGUCGAGCUUCACAAUUCUGGCGAUGCUCAAAGUCCCGGUUUCACAUGUUCCAGGGAGGUAUUUCCGUUCAUAGUAAUCGUGAUUGGGCUGGAGAAUAUGUUCCGUCUAAUCAAUGCGGUACUCGCGACUCCGGCGGAGCAACCUUCGACCAAGAGGAUAUCCAGCGCUCUAGGAGAGGUCGGCUUCCUUUCGUUCGUCGCUGUGGCUACUGAUGUUGGCUUCCUGUCCCUUAUCGCUGUGAUUUCGGUACCUGCCGUCCGAGAGUUUUGUGCAUUCGCCGGUAUUGCUUUGAUAAUGGACUUCGUUGGGCACAAUACCUUUUUCCUUGCGGUCCUGAGUGUCGACGUGCAGCGUAUGGAGCUGCAGGACUCGCUGGAUAGAUUGAUGAGCCUGAACUCCAACGAAGACAACAAUGACUUCCAAGGGCUCGACAAGACCGAUCGGAAUCCAAGCCCUGUCGCGGAUUUCUUGUUUAGGGGCGGGUCGCCAUUGAGCACCCGGAUUGCUGGGUCAGCCAUUAUGAUUUGUUUCGCGGUGGCCUUGAACAUUCAUUUCCUCGACAACCAACACCCAUUGGUAUCGCUAAUGAUGUUUAUCGACAUGCUACGACAUCCCAACAGGUUCUCUCAGUGUAACGUCACCCAUGACAUGCCGCUCAACGUCGCAAGGACCCCGACCGCAUGGCUCAGCAAACAGGAUGAAUACACAGGGAUGGAGCUUAUACGAGCCGCCAAACACAUGCGAGCGGCUAUGCCCGACGCCUUCAGAAUCAUAGCAAAGGCAUACAGCCCAAUAUUCUUCGAAUUGGCAGGUUCCGAUCGUGCUCAGACGCCAGAUAAGAUGCCUAACAUCAUCAGCACCAUAGACAUCGAUGUCCUCAAGGAACACUGGGAGCUGCCAGAGGAAGCCGUAGUGCCCAAGGAGAACGAGGGAUCGCUGCUGAAAUGCCGAACUCUGAUCGAGGGCCAUUCGCUCGAUGUGGCUGUACUUGCGGCCUCGCCUCGCGGCAUACUGGUGUCUGUUGGUCUGGAUAGGCGGAUCGUUGUGUGGAAGCUCAAGGGGAAUCAACAACCGUGCUUGAAGGAUGUCAUCCGGCCGACUUGCGCGGAACACGUCUUGUGGCCGAUCAUCGGUGUUGCGCUCGAUGAGAAGGGAGAGUGGCUAGCGAUUGCGCCCAAAUGCGGGAAAGUCUCGUUCUACCAAGUUGAGAAGUCGACUCUCUAUCGAUCGCUGGACGUGGAUCUGCAAGGCCAUCAGCCUAGCGCCUUCUUCUUCGCGCCCCGGAAUCUCAACGAUGAGCAAAACCACGGACCGCGGCUUGUCGUUUUGCGGAGCGAUGGCUGCUUGUUCGAGGUCUACGUCAAGACCAAGGAGAUUGUCCGGCAUCAAAUCUGUGAAGGAGUUGUGGUUUCAUCAUCUCAUGGAGUCUUUACUCCGAGAUUGCCGCUCAGGAUUGUUACUGCAUGUCAGAGGGGACGCAUAUUUGUCACGGCAAAGUCGCAAGGGGACUGGUAUACCGAGCAGUUGGACCUCAUGUCUCCGCCGUUUACAUCGCCCUCUAUGGAGCCCGGUGAGCCAUGCACCAUAUUGCCUCUCUCGUCGCUGGGAAUGGUGAUCAGCUCCCGGUCCUGCAAUGUUGAGCUGGUGGAUAUCCUUUCUGGCGGCAUCAUUCGCUCCUUUCAAACCGGUCAGUUCAAGCCUGGCUCCCUCAGGGCGUUUCACGCAAAACAGCGCACGUGCCUCUACUGCGGAUGUCCCUCUGUCCUCUCUUUCUCCAUUGCAUACAGCGAACGGGAAUCAGGCAUGUUCAUGAUGCACACGUUUACGUCUUCUCGGGGGAAAAUGCGAGACAUCUGCCUCCGAGCCGAACGCGAUCGACGAGAACGCAAAUGCACCGGUUUCGAAAGCGUAAUAGAGACUACCCAUUGGCUCGACAAUGUCGAAGGCUGGGAACCCACCUCGUUGAACAUGGUUGCCGGUGUUCGUCGUCGCGAGGUGCCCCUGGACGACCAAAGCUCGGAUGAUUACGAGUCGCCGACGCACUGCGGAUCCAGUUUGAGGCGGCGGAAGCAGCUGGAGAAGAAGAAUCUGCGGUGUGACGACGAGGAGGAUGAGUGGGAGGCCUGGACUAUGGACUCUUGCGGUGUCGUCACUUCGUAUCCAUUGCACGACAGUACGGAUCCGGACAGCCGUGGUGACGGGUUGCUCGUCAGCCGGGCCGGGCCAGUAACAAAAUUGGGGCAGCGGAGUGUGGCCGUGGGAUUCGGAAACAACAUCAAGCUGCUGCUGCUUGGCAUGGAGCGGUACGAGGACGAAGAUGGCGGAGACCCAUAUCAUGAUAUCGCGCGAAGACCAAGGGGCAUCGGUUGCGAUGAGGGGAUCGAGCAUGGAUACUAG